Cherax quadricarinatus is the source of this 8762-nucleotide messenger RNA. The record is from RefSeq and is a predicted model, not a curated record. NCBI's taxonomy places the organism in Eukaryota, Metazoa, Arthropoda, Malacostraca, Decapoda, Parastacidae.
UGUAUGUUAAUCUAUGUAACUAUAUUUGUGUAUACCUGAAUAACCUUAUUUACAAUGUAUAGGUGCUCAUGUAUGCUGUUGCUCCAGUUCGUUAAAUCAAGCCAGGCGCUGUGACCCCCCCUGCGUGUUUAGUGCUCCCCUUCCUCAUGAAUCCAGCAGUAAUGUGCCUGAUCAUGAACUCUGUGACUUGAGUUCACCUCUCUGCUUUGUUCACUAAAGAACACAUGAACGAAGGAACACAACAGUAGGCCUACUGGCCUAGAUCAUCAUACUCUGAGAUGAUAUUAAAGUUCAUGUAAGUGUCAGUUGGGUUGCUGAAAUUUAGUUUGAUAAAAUGGGGGCACAAAGUGUGCUAGACAGUUGGAAGUACUACAAGUUAAGUAUCUUGUUUUGGAGCUGGCGGAAUGUAAACUAAAUUUACGUCUGGAGAAAGUCUAAUGCUUGUCUCACGUGUUCUACCAGCUGUCACAUCUGGAGAUAGUAUUCCAGUAGUUUACCAGAAGCAUCACACAUAAACUACCAGCAAGUUAGUCUUCACAGAAGACUGACCAGACAAGAUAAAAGCCACAUUAACCUUCUGCUCCAACCUGCAAGUUUGACAGCAGAACUUAAACUAAAUCAUACAUUUAUUAAACAUUUCGGUAAUGUGUCACUUUUGUUAAAGCCAUAUUAUUGUACAGGGGAACCAUAUUAGUGUUAUGUGUGUAAAACUAAGUAAAACUCUUACUAAUGGACACUUGAGAGCUUGUGUAUGAGAAAGCAUGUCAUUGUUAUAUAUUUAAAAGCUUUGGCUGACUGCAGUACAUUAAAAUGUGUCAUCUAUGAAAGUUGACUUGUGGAAUCUCGUUUCUUCUUUUCUUUCAACAGACCGGCCAUAUCCCACCAAGGCAGGGUGACCCAAAAAGAAAAACAAAAGUUUCUCUUGGAAUCUCAUUUAUGAAGAAUAAAUUAUGAAAUUUAUUGUAUUGAAGCUUACUUUUGGGUUUUUAAGUAUUUAUAGAUAAUGGCACAGUGCUAAGCUCAUGGUGUCCUGUCUUGGGUAUUUUAUAUUAUUUUUUUAAUAUUUCCAGGUGUUGUAGCACUAUGUCUUUGUGUAGUUAUUCACUAGUUUAACUGCCCUUGAGAGAAUUUCUUUUCUUCCCUACAUUAUAGGUAUUGCCUCUUUCUCUUGAUUAUUAAAAAAAAUCAUCCAUACCAAUUCUUUUGUGUUUUUUCCUAGUCUUAUUUGUAGUUAUCUUGUCUUUUUUUUCCUCAUAUUAGCCAGUGAUACCACAUCCGUGGGCUCUUUUUGGUUUAGUACCAUUCUAGCAAUGCAUAUUGCAGUCUUGGUCUAAUGUAUGUUCAAGGAAUCCUCUCUCCCAUUUUUUAUAUGUAUUGCUACAUUGUAUAUAAUUUUCUAAACAUCAGCCAGUUUACCUUCCUGGAAUCAUGAAGAUUUUUCCAGAGGAUACCUUAGUUUGUGCACUCUUGUGACACCCAUGAUGCUAUCUCAUCUGGUCCUGUUGUAUAUUCUUGAAACUGACUCCAGAUACUACUUCCCUUAACUAUUUGGAGGGUUUAAGUGUGCAGCAUCCAAGGUGUGUUCUUGUGUAAAUAUCUGGGAAUUUUAGGUCAAGCAUCUUGUGCAUCUCAGAUUGACCAAUGUUCUCUUUGUCAUUCUUUGUAAUUUCUCUAAAAUAGGUUAGACAAAUACAUGAGUGGGUGUGGGUGGGUGUGAAUUGGACCUGCCUAGCAUGGAUCAGUAGGCUUGCAAGAGUGCCCCUUCCUUCUUAUGUUUUUUUCAAAGUUUGCUUUUUACAAACAAAUUAAUGAUUUGGUUCUGUGUCUUACUCCUGGUGUUUUUCUCCUGUUAUCGCCUUGACAUCAUCUGUGCAGCUCUGAAUGAACCUGAUUGUUUUAGAAAUUAUUAAUAAAUACAUAAAAUGAGUAUGGAAGUUCACAAAGAGACAAAGCUAAAUGAAGAUUGCAUUAAAAACCUUUUGGAAAAAUCACACCCAACAACUCACCCUAAGGUUCCAACAAUAGAGAAGCCAUAUCAGUGUUCAGAAUGUCUAAAAGCUUUUUCCAAAAAAUAUACUCUAAAAAAUCACUUUAGAGUUCAUACAGGAGAGAAACCAUACAAGUGUGCAGAAUGUCUAAAGGCCUAUUCAUCAUGUUCCAGUUUAAAAAAACACUUAAGAGUUCAUAAAAUAGAGAAGCCAUAUCGGUGUUCAGAGUGUCCGAAUGCCUUUUCAAAAAGAGUACAACUGAACACCCACUUGAAAAUUCAUACAGGAGAGGAACCAUAUCAGUGUUCAGUGUGUGUUAAGGCCUUUUCUUGCAAAUCAAAACUGAACACCCACUUAUAUAUUCAUACAGGGGUGAAACCAUAUAAAUGUUCGCAGUGUGUGAAAACCUAUCUCAAAAAAUCAAACCUAAAUUUCCACUUGAAAAGUCAUGCAGGAGAGAAACCAUUUGAGUGUUCUGAGUGUCUAAAGUCCUUUUCUCAAAAUUAUCAUUUAAUAAAGCACUUGGAAAGUCAUAAAACUGAGAAACCAUAUCAGUGUUUAGAAUGUUCAAAGACCUUUUUAACAAAAACACAUCUAAACAACCACUUGAAAGUUCACUCAGGAGUAAAACCAUUUAAGUGUUCUGAGUGUCAUAAAGCCUUUUUAAGAAAAUCAUCUCUAAAAUGUCACUUAAGAAUACAUACAGGAGAGAGACCAUUUAGGUGUCUAGAAUGUUUAAUGGUCUUUAAACAAAGAACUGCACUAAGAAAUCAUUUGAAAAUUCAUACUGGAGAGAAACAGUAUAGAUGUUCAGAGUGUCAAAAGGCCUGUUCAAGAAAAGCAGAUUUAAUAAAACACAUAAAGGUUCACACAGGAGAGAAACCAUAUCAGUGUUCAGAGUGUCUAAUGUUCUUUGCAGAAAGCUCACAUUUAAGAAGACACUUAAGAGUUCAUUCAGGAGAAAAACCUCAUCAGUGCUCAAUUUGUCCCAAGACAUUUUCAAGGAAAACGUAUCUUGAUAACCACAUGAGAGCUCAUACUGGGGAGAAACCAUAUCAGUGCUCAGUGUGUCUCAGGUUGUUUUCAGAUAGUUCACAUUUAAGUAGACACAUGAAAGUUCAUGCAAGAGAUAGACCACAUUAGUGCACAAGGUGUUGAAGGUUCAUGCAGGAGACAGACCACAUUAGUGCACAAGGUGUUGAAGGUUCAUGCAGGAGACAGACCACAUUAGUGCACAAGGUGUUGAAGGUUCAUGCAGGAGACAGACCAUAUUAGCACACAAGAUGUUGAAGGUUCAUGCAGGAGACAGACCACAUUAGUGCACAAGGUGUUGAAGGUUCAUGCAGGAGACAGACCACAUUAGUGCACAAGGUGUUGAAGGUUCAUGCAGGAGACAGACCACAUUAGUGCACAAGGUGUUGAAGGUUCAUGCAGGAGACAGACCACAUUAGUGCACAAGGUGUUGAAGGUUCAUGCAGGAGACAGACCACAUUAGUGCACAAGGUGUUGAAGGUUCAUGCAGGAGACAGACCACAUUAGUGCACAAGGUGUUGAAGGUUCAUGCAGGAGACAGACCAUAUUAGUGCACAAGGUGUUGAAGGUUCAUGCAGGAGACAGACCACAUUAGUGCACAAGGUGUUGAAGGUUCAUGCAGGAGACAGACCACAUUAGUGCACAAGGUGUUUGAAGGUUCAUGCAGGAGACAGACCAUAUUAGUGCACAAGAUGUUGAAGGUUCAUGCAGGAGACAGACCACAUUAGUGCACAAGGUGUUGAAGGUUCAUGCAGGAGACAGACCACAUUAGUGCACAAGGUGUUAAAGGUUCAUGCAGGAGACAGACCACAUUAGUGCACAAGGUGUUGAAGGUUCAUGCAGGAGACAGACCACAUUAGUGCACAAGAUGUUGAAGGUUCAUGCAGGAGACAGACCACAUUAGUGCACAAGAUGUUGAAGGUUCAUGCAGGAGACAGACCACAUUAGUGCACAAGAUGUUGAAGGGCCAUUUUUAAGAAGAUUUCAUUUUAAUAAAGCACAUGGAAUGGUCGUAAAAAACAUAAAACAUACUAGUAUUCAGCAUUUCAAAAAGAUUUGAUCUGCUUGAACAACUCUAAAAUGUCUUCAUUCCCCUCCUUAUAUAAGGCGAAUAUCAUUUUUUUAACAUACUGGCCAUCUCCCACUAAGGCAAGGCGACCCAAAAAAGAAACACACUUUCAGAAAAUUUUCUUCUUUUUACAUUUAGUAAUUUAUACAGCAGGGGUUACUAGCCCCUUGCCCCUGGCAUUUUAGUCACUUCCUAUGACACAUGGCUUAGAGAAAGGAUUCUUCUUCACUUAUGGAAAAUAAGGGGAAUUAUAGGAACAUGAUAAGUUCAGGUCAGUUCCUGAUGAACUGGCUUUGGUACCUACAUUGGACUGUACAACUAACACCAAUAGCCUGGUUCAGCAGGUUAUCAACCACAAAGGAGGCCUAGUCUAGGACUGGGUUGCAUGAUGACUCCAGAAUCAUCUGGUUACAGAGGAAAAGCCAUUGUAUGUGUUCAUAAGAUUUUUCAAUAUUCUUAUAUAAUAAAGCAUGAGUUCAUAAAGUAGAAAAAUUCAGUUUCUCAUAUUCUGUUGGACUGUCCUGUCUAUCAGUGAGCAUACAGAAUUUACCUCCAAUGUUGUCACCACUCUAACACCCUUUAGACACUGCCGCACGGUCAGCAGUACAUGACCUCCCAAUUUCAUAUAGAGUGUUCCAUUCAUGGACUAUUUUGCUGUAAUUGCUGCCCACCUUCGCACCCGUUGGCAACAAUGUUGGUCUGAUUUGCUCUAUAACAAACUUCAUUCUAUUAAACCGAAUAUAGGUUAAUGGCCAUCUUGUUAUCAAUGUCGAGGUUGGGAGACUACUCUCUCCCGUCUUUGCAUUGGCCUCACUCGUCUUACACAUGGGUAUCUCAUGGAGAGGCACCCUGUUCCUCUCUGUGAGAACUGUUAGGCUCCAGUAUCUGUUAGCCACAUUCUGUUGGACUGCCCUCUCUAUCGACGAGCACGCGGAAUUUACCUCCAACGUCGUCUCUGCUCGGCUGCUCUUUCUUUACCUUCCCUUCUUGCUGAUGGACCCUCCUUUAAUUCGGACUCUCUCAUUGACUUUUUGACAGCAACUGAUUUACUCUACAAACUCUGAUGAUGAUGCCUUUAGCACUCCUCCUCUCAGUCCUUUCUACCUCAAUCUCUUGCUACCCUCUACCCCUGCACUAUCCACUGCCCUACUCCAUAACCUACUAAUCAUCCCUCUCCCUCUUGCUACCCGAUACCCUCACAUCCUUCCCUGCCCUGCAGCACUGUAUAGCCCUUGCUGUUUAGCACUUCUUUUGAUUAUAAUAAUAAUAAUCUAACACCCUUUCUUUAUCUUCCCUUAUAGCUGACGGCUCCAACUUUGAUGUAUACUACCUCUGAUAUUUUGACGGUACUACCUUUAGCACUCCUCACAGCCCUUUCUAACUCUACCUAUGUUAUUCUCUCCACUCUCAAUAUUCUCAAAUCAAGCAUGCAAACAAUGCCCUGAAGCGCUUUACGACCCCUGUGGGUUUAACGCUGGUUUUGAUUAUAAUCAUGCACUGUAGUCAAUGUAUUUUUUUUUAAUUGGGAUAUAUUAAUAGCAAGGGUAGGAUGCUAGCUCUCAGUGAAGAGAGAUGGUGUCAAGUAAUUCUUUACAGUAUAUCAAGGACCGCAAUUGAAAUAUUGUCACUUUAACACUUUUUUUUUAUCCUAGUGGGUAAUUUUCACACAUGUUACUAGGUAUGAUAAUUAUAUUUGUGUACCUGUGACUAAAUAAACUUACUAGCAUUCACACAGGGUUACAUUUGAAAUUGAUGCCUUAUAUAAUUUUCCUCUGUUAAUGCGAGUAAUAUACUAAUGCCGGAAAAAAAAUCCCCCCCCAGUACCAACAAUACCACCAGUCCGAUGACAUUCUUCUUUGCAAAUAUACAGGGUCUAAAGCCAGCAACAAACAACAAAAUACCUUUCAUCCGUGGACUGCUUGCAGAGGCAAAGGCAAUGUUCACGGCUUUCACUGAGACCCACAUGAAGGAUCACUUGGACAACGAAAUAUGGAUCCCAGGUUACAACCUAUACAGAUGUGACAGAAUGAACAGGCAAAAGGGGGGGUUUUGCCUGUACAUUGCAGAGUCACUUGUUUGCACAGAACUGCUAAAUGCCUCAAAUGAUGUAGUGGAAGUUUUAGCAGUAAAGGUCGAGAACCAAAACCUAGUCAUUGUGGUAGUUUACAAGCCACCGGAUGCAACAUCCCAGCAAUUCCAGGAACCACUGUCUGGAAAAUCUUCCAGCUCCUGCACCCAACAUCUUGCUCCUGGGGGAUUUCAACUUAAGGCACCUAAAAUGGAGGAAUAUAGCAAAUAAUAUUGUUGCAGUAAUAACACCAGGAGGCAGCUCUGAUGAAAACUCACACUCACACGAGCUUUUAAAUCUCUGCACAAAAUUCAAUUUAAACCAGCAAAUAAUAGAGCCUACUAGACUGGAGAAUACACUAGACCUCAUCUUCACUAACAAUGAUGAUCUGAUAAGAAAUGUCACCAUAUCAAAAACAAUAUACUCAGAUCACAACAUAAUUGAGGUUCAGACAUGUAUGCGUGGAGCCCCAGACCGACAUAAUGAGACUAGUCAUGAGGGAGCAUUCACCAAAUUCAACUUUAAUAACAAAAACAUAAAGUGGGACCAAGUAAACCAAGUCCUAACCGAUAUAAGCUGGGAAGAUAUACUAAGCAACACAGACCCCAACGUAUGCCUAGAACAGAUUAACUUGGUGGCACUCGAUGUAUGCACAAGGCUUAAUCCUCUAAGAAAAAGGAGGAGUAGAUGUAAAAUAGAAAGAGACAGGCGCUCCCUUUACAGGUGACGGAAAAGAAUAACAGCGGCUAAAAGAGGUCAAUAUAUCUGAAAUGCGUAGGGAGACACUGGUCAGAGAAAUAGCAAGCAUCGAACUCAAGCUAAAGGAAUCUUAUAGGAGUCAGGAAUCGCGGGAAGAACUAAAAGCCAUAAAUGAAAUCGAAAGAAACCCAAAGUAUUUCUUCUCCUAUGCCAAAUCAAAGUCGAGAACAACAUCCAGUAUUGGGCCCCUACUUAAACAAGAUGGGUCCUACACAGAUGACAGCAAGGAAAUGAGUGAGCUACUCAAGUCCCAAUAUGACUCAGUUUUUAGCAAGCCGCUAACCAGACUGAGAGUCGAAGAUCAAAAUGAAUUUUUUAUGAGAGAGCCACAGAAUUUGGUUAACACAAGCUUAUCCGAUGUUAUCCUGACGCCAAAUGACUUCGAACAGGCGAUAAAUGACAUGCCUAUGCACUCUGCCCCAGGGCCAGACUCAUGGAACUCCGUGUUCAUCAAGAACUGCAAGAAGCCCCUAUCAUGAGCCUUUUCCAUCUUAUGGAGAGGGAGCAUGGACACGGGGGUCGUCCCACAGUUACUAAAAACAACAGACAUAGCCCCACUCCACAAAGGGGGCAGUAAAGCAACAGCAAAAAAAAAUAACUACAGACCAAUAGCACUAACAUCCCAUAUCAUAAAAAUCUUUGAAAGGGUCCUAAGAAGCAAGAUCACCACCCAUCUAGAAACCCAUCAGUUACACAACCCAGGGCAACAUGGGUUUAGAACAGGUCGCUCCUGUCUGUCUCAACUAUUGGAUCACUAUGACAAGGUCCUAAAUGCACUAGAAGAUAAAAAGAAUGCAGAUGUAAUAUAUACAGACUUUGCAAAAGCCUUCGACAAGUGUGGCCAUGGCGUAAUAAUGCACAAAAUGCGUGCUAAAGGACUAACAGGAAGAGUCGGUCGAUGGAUCUAUAAUUUCCUCACUAACAGAACACAGAGAGUAGUCGUCAACAGAGUAAAGUCCGAGGCAGCUAUGGUGAAAAGCUCUGUUCCACAAGGCACAGUACUCGCUCCCAUCUUGUUCCUCAUCCUCAUAUCCGACAUAGACAAGGAUGUCAGCCACAGCACCGUGUCUUCCUUUGCAGAUGACACCCGAAUCCGCAUGACAGUGUCUUCCAUUGCAGACACUGCAAGGCUCCAGGCAGACAUCAACUGAAUCUUUCAGUGGGCUGCAGAAAACAAUAUGAAGUUCAACGAUGAGAAAUUUCAAUUACUCAGAUAUGGUAAACACGAGGAAAUUAAAUCUUCAUCAGAGUACAAAACAAAUUCUGGCCACAAAAUAGAGCGAAACACCAACGUCAAAGACCUGGGAGUGAUCAUGUCGGAGGAUCUCACCUUCAAGGACCAUAACAUUGUAUCAAUCGCAUCUGCUAGAGAAAUGACAGGAUGGAUAAUGAGAACCUUCAAAACUAGGGAGGCCAAGCCCAUGAUGACACUCUUCAGGUCACUUGUUCUAUCUAGGCUGGAAUAUUGCUGCACACUAACAGCACCUUUCAAGGCAGGUGAAAUUGCUCACCUAGAAAAUGUACAGAGAACCUUCACGGCGUGCAUAACGGAGAUAAAACACCUCAAUUACUGGGAGCGCUUGAGGUUCCUGAACCUGUAUUCCCUGGAACGCAGGCGGGAGAGAUACAUGAUUAAAUACACCUGGAAAAUCCUAGAGGGACUAGUACCGAACUUGCACACGAAAAUCACUCACUACGAAAGCAAAAGACUUGGCAGACGAUGCAACAUCCCCCCAAUGAAAAGCAGGGGUGUCACUAGCACGUUAAGAGACCAUACAAUAAGUGUCAGGGGCCCGAGACUGUUCAACUGCCUCCCAGCAUACAUAAGGGGGAUUACCAACAGACC